AUGUCUGUCUGUCAACAAAGUCGACAUAAAUAUUUUGAGUGAGAUUUCCGAUCAUCAGCUCGUCGCGGCGGCAGUAAAAGUUGUUUGUUUAUUCGUUUUAUGCGCUUAUUUCUUGGACUAAACUUUUUUAAACUUCAAAUAGUUAAUCAGUUACACAAGAUAACUCCUCAAAAUGGUUUGGUUGGAAUCGUGCUGGUCUCCAUGCAUCUGGUCCAAUUCGGUUAAGUCCGGAAGCUACGCGAUUGCCGCUUACACUGUGGCAAUGUGCAUUGUGCUAAUAACCAUGACUGGUUAUAUGCUCGCGGGUGGAGACUCUUCGCAGCUCUAUUCUCCGCUGUUCGAGACAGACAUUCGCGACUCGAUGCAGAUCGUCGGAGGAUUCUUCAUUGCGUACUUCCUUUUGCUGAUCCUGUCGGCCUUCGGCAUUUGCUACUCGCUGAAGACAACGACCCGAGGCUGGAUGCUUCCCUGGUUGUCCCUGUUCGGAGUGGCCAUUCUGUUCCAGUUCGUGUUUGGACUGUGGUUGAUCGGGGGUUACUAUAUCUACCUUCAACAAACACUGUCCAGUUUGAUCCUGUGGGCAUGGAUGGCGUACAAUAUCUACUGCUGGAUGUGCGUAUACUCGCAGUAUCAAAUUUUCGUCGACAUGCAGUCGCCAAACAUUGAACUGCUGAUGCCUUAGAGAUUUAACACACUUCCACACAAACAGCCAGUUCAUUUACAAGAUUUGACCAAAUAUGUAGCAACUACUUACGUGCAUACGUAUUAAUGCUACUCACAUCGUUUAGAGGAGUAGUAAUGCGCACAACUGGAGGAAAACGUUUGUGGCCCAUUUUGGACAUACGUUUUUCAAGUUUCGAUUCUCGAAGUGCCUUGGUCCAUUCAUUCCGUUGAUGGUAUUUAUAGAUGUAGUUUUUUUUUUACAAGUAGCUGACACUAAUAUAUAGGAUUAAUGUAAUCAAGAUCAAAAUGAUUUUUUAUAAUAUCAAUCCAUAGUUGUAUUUUAUGGAGAUUAUUCAAAUGAUGUUAUGUAUGAGAACGAUUUUGUACCUCUAUGUACGGACUAUUUAUUGUCGCGCUUAUCUUAGAUUCUCAGCAAGCUGCGUUCGAAACGCGCAGCCUCAGAUCGCGCCAGACCGCGCACGUAUGAUUUGUAUACGGUGUGCACCUUGGCUAAAACUGUUUUGCAGCCGCCGGGUUCAGCUGUCAGCCGCCGUAUACAAAUCAAGCGGGCGCAAUCUUAUGGCGGCUGACUAAGAUCAGCAGGAUCUGAGUGAUUAAGCUAGGAUACACAAUAAAUAUGAUCCAUUGAUUUUUAGUAAUCUCUCGAUAAUAGAACUGAAUCUCAGUUGUACCGUCCUAAACAAAACAAUAUCCGCAACGUUUAUCUUUUAUUGCGAAUAAAUAAAUAAAACAUUCAAAUCAGAA
Molecule: messenger RNA, 1428 nt
Organism: Aedes albopictus (Asian tiger mosquito)
Lineage: Eukaryota; Metazoa; Arthropoda; Insecta; Diptera; Culicidae
Exons: 5
Coding region: 173-682 (169 amino acids)
Source: RefSeq, a predicted model, not a curated record